Trichechus manatus latirostris (Florida manatee) is the source of this 1097-nucleotide messenger RNA. Its product is annotated as cytochrome b reductase 1. The record is from RefSeq and is a predicted model, not a curated record. Gene Ontology annotation, molecular function: oxidoreductase activity. The coding region runs from base 45 to 902 and encodes 285 amino acids. Gene Ontology annotation, cellular component: lysosomal membrane. NCBI's taxonomy places the organism in Eukaryota, Metazoa, Chordata, Mammalia, Sirenia, Trichechidae. The transcript has 4 exons.
CGCCGAGUUCCUGUGGCUGCUGCGGCUCGGAGUAUGGGGCGCUGAUGGCCAUGGACGGCUACAGAGGCUUCUUGGGGCUGCUGGUGUCAGCACUGCUCGUCGGCUUCCUGUCCGUGAUCUUCACUCUCAUCUGGGUCCUCCACUACCGGGAGGGGCUCGGCUGGGACGGGACCGGGCUCGAGUUUAACUGGCACCCGGUGCUCCUGGUCACCGGCUUCAUCUUCAUCCAGGGCAUCGCCAUCAUCGUAUACAGACUGCCAUGGACCUGGAAAUGCAGCAAGCUUCUGAUGAAAUCCAUUCAUGCAGGCUUACACUCCGUGGCUGCCAUUCUUGCAAUUAUUGCUCUGGUGGCUGUUUUUGAUUUCCACAAUGCUGGGAAUAUCCCCAAUAUGUACAGUCUGCACAGCUGGAUUGGAUUGAUAGCCGUCAUACUUUACUUCUUACAGCUUUUCCUAGGUGUUUUCAUUUUCCUGCUUCCUUUGGCUUCACUUUCUCUCCGUGCAAUUCUCAUGCCCAUACAUGUGUAUUCUGGACUUCUCAUAUUUGGAACAGUGAUUGCAACAGCACUUGUGGGAUUGACAGAAAAACUGUUUUUUGUCCUGAAAAAUCCCGCAUAUAAUUCAUUGCCACCAGAAGGUGUUUUCACAAAUACUCUCGGCCUUCUGAUUCUGCUGUUCGGAGCCUUCAUUUUUUGGAUAGUCACCAGACCACAAUGGAAACGUCCUCAAGAACCAAAUUCUAUCUUACUUCAGCCAAACGAAGGCACUACAGAGGGAGUGGACAGCUCCACAGCAAUGAACUCUGGCAACGUGGACAAAUCGGAUUCAGAGUUAAACAAUGAAGUAGCAGCAAGGAAAAGAAACUUCACCCUUGAUGAUGCUGGACAGAGAUCCACUAUGUAAAAUGUUGGCGUGUGUAACUUCACUUGUACUAAUUAGCCCUACAGGUUAUCUUCUCCUAUUUAGCCAUAAGAUGAUUGUACUACAUAGUGUCAAUAUUUAUUUUAAUCAUAAAGUAGGAUUUCUUGAAAGACUAUGUAUUGAUUGGGACCUGUGAACUUAUCUGAAUUGGAAAGGACAUGAUCAAUAUAAAUAAUA